AUGAACUAUCAAAAGCCAAUAACCCUGCCCGAUCUUCCUCUCGAGCUAUUGCUCAUGAUAUCUGACCACUCGUCGUUCGCUGAUGUUGCUUGUCUCGCCCUAUGCAACCGCCGAUUGUUGUCUUCCUUGGGAUCUGCAUGCCGCAACCUACCAAAGGGCCGCACUGGGGGCCCUGAGGAUGGGCCGCGGAUCGAUUUCUUGACACGCUUUCUCGUGAUUUACCACAGUACCAUCUCUGCCACGCCUGCCUACGACUACAUCUUUGGCGAAAAGUGGCUCUACCAGGUCCCAAAUUCAAAGUUCUAG
Molecule: messenger RNA, 306 nt
Organism: Penicillium mononematosum
Lineage: Eukaryota; Fungi; Ascomycota; Eurotiomycetes; Eurotiales; Aspergillaceae
Exons: 1
Coding region: 1-306 (101 amino acids)
Source: RefSeq, a predicted model, not a curated record